Messenger RNA from Penicillium crustosum, 2943 nucleotides. RefSeq names its product chaperonin-containing T-complex subunit CCT8. The record is from RefSeq and is a predicted model, not a curated record. Gene Ontology annotation, molecular function: ATP hydrolysis activity; ATP binding; metalloendopeptidase activity. Gene Ontology annotation, biological process: proteolysis; protein folding. NCBI's taxonomy places the organism in Eukaryota, Fungi, Ascomycota, Eurotiomycetes, Eurotiales, Aspergillaceae. The transcript has 11 exons. Gene Ontology annotation, cellular component: chaperonin-containing T-complex. The coding region runs from base 1 to 2943 and encodes 980 amino acids.
AUGAUCCGUCAAGCCAUGGCGCGCGCUUUCCGUAGCGCAUGCGCAUACCCUUUCUUAUCGCCAAAGCCCUCCACCCACCUCAAGGCCUCGCUAGCAGCUCAAACGUCACGCUCAUACAAUACUGCAGGGCCUCGAAUCUUUACUCGUUGGGUUACCUCUAUGCGCUCUCAGAUCACACCCAUACGACAACCCCGACCCCAAUCACAACUCUCCUUUCGCACAAUUUCCCCAAACAACCGGCGCACUUUCUUCUCAAGCCGCCAAUCCCCCUACCAACAAAGGCAGAACCAAUACAAUCGAUUCCGAGGCAGCGCUCGUCAACCUAUCGUCUUCCGCUUAGUGCAGAAUGCAAAACCGCACCACUUUGUUGCGAUUGGCGUGGGGAUAUCCGGACUUUAUCUAUACAACACGGAGAUAGUGGAGAUGACCGGUCGACGACGGUUCAACUGUGUCUCUCGUCACCAAGAGCUCAAUAUGGGCGAAGAGAGUUACCGCGAGGUUCUGAGUGCCGAGCGUGGGAAGAUCCUGCCCCAUAACCAUCCUCUUACUCGUAUGGUUGAUGGUGUGCUGCAGCAGUUGAUCCCGCAGGUGGCCAUCGAAGGCGCUGAUUGGAAGGUUCAUGUUAUCAAGGAUGAUGGAAUGGUUAACGCUUUUGUACUUCCUGGAGGAAAGGUAUUCGUCUACACGGGUAUCUUGCCCAUUUGCAAAGAUGAAGAUGGCUUGGCUGCGGUGCUGGGACAUGAGAUUGCCCAUGUUGUAGCUCAUCAUCCCGCAGAGCGUAUGAGCAACAGUUUCAUUACGCUGGGAGCUGUAUUCGCCAUCUCUUUCUUGUUCGAUGUCUCCGGGCAGUUUUCUUCUUUCCUUUUGAAUCUCAUGUAUAGUUUGCCGAACUCGCGGACGCAAGAGGCUGAAGCAGACAAUAUUGGAUUAAUGAUGAUGUCCAAAGCCUGCUUUAACCCCGAGGCAGCUGUCAAACUAUGGGCUCGCAUGCAUGAACAGGAGAAACAGGCUCCCCCGCAGUUUAUGUCCACUCACCCAUCGGUAGGCUUGACAAGGCCGAAGCAAUCUAUGAGGAGAAUGGAUGCAGCUCCGUCAAAGGAUACAUGCCUGGUUUCCGAACUGCUUAUAAUUCGCAAGUCUCAAGGAUUAAAGAUUGUAUUGUCGGCGAUCUAUAGCAAACGCCAAGCAUCUGGGCAACUGGUGGGCUCCCCCUCGUGCAAACCGAGCAAACCCACCACCGCAGCUCCAAAAAUUGCCCGGCACAACAGCUCCAUCCACUCCCUCACAUUUAACCCAUUUGAUAUCCAGUCGCAUCUACUUCGGACGCGACCUAAUAUCAUGUCGCUAUCAAUUCCCGGUCCCUCCCAGGCGGGCCUCUUCAAGCCCGGGUACCAGAGCCACGAUGCCGAAGAUGGAGCCGUUAUCCGUAACAUCGAAGCCUGCCAGGCUAUCUCAGGAACCGUCCAGACUUCCCUGGGCCCCUAUGGCCGCAACAAGAUCGUCAUCAACCACCUGCAAAAGAUGAUUCUCACCUCCGACGCGGCUACGAUCCUUCGUGAGUUGGAUGUUGUUCACCCCGCUGCUAAGCUGCUUGUGAUGGCGAGUCAGCAACAGGAUGCGGAGAUGGGUGAUGGUACCAACUUGGUUAUUGUAUUGGCCGGUGAAUUGUUGAAGAAGGCAGAGGAGUUGAUCCGUAUGGGUCUCAAGACGAGUGAUAUUGUUUCCGGAUACGAGAAGGCUCAGAACUUUGCCUUGUCCGUUCUAGAGGAGCUCGAGGUCGACAGACUCCAGGAUAUGCGAUCGGCAACAGAAUUGAGCAAGGCUCUCCGCACAGUGGUGGCCUCUAAGCAGUCCGGCACAGAGGAUACUUUGGCCGCGUUGGUUGCGGAGGCGGUUCUGGCUGUGUUGCCCAAGAACCCCCUUAACUUUAACGUCGACAACGUGCGCGUCGUUAAGAUCAUGGGUGGUAGCUUGGAACAGUCUAAGGUGGUGAAGGUUCUCCUGAAGAAUGCCCAGGAGAUGAUGGACUUCACCACCGGUGAGGAGGAUCGUCUGGAGAUUGCCAUUAAGGAGCUCUACGACUCCGGCCUCCGCGUGGUUGUUGCCGGCUCCACUGUCGGCGACUUGGCCAUGCACUACCUCAACCGCUUCAACAUCCUUGUUAUUAAGAUUCUGUCUAAGUUCGAGCUCCGUCGUUUGUGCCGCGUUGUCGGUGCCACACCUCUGGCUCGCCUGGGUGCCCCCAUGCCCGAUGAGAUGGGCCAGAUCGACAUUGUCGAGACCACCGAGAUUGGCGGUGACCGAGUGACCGUCUUCCGCCAGGAGGAUGCCAACGCCAUCACCCGUACAGCCACCAUUGUCCUGCGUGGUGCCACCCAGAACCACCUUGAGGAUGUCGAGCGUGCCAUCGACGACGGCGUCAAUGUCGUCAAGGCCAUCACCAAGGACCCCCGUCUCGUGCCCGGUGCCGGUGCUACUGAGAUCGAGCUUGUUGAGCGCAUCUCUAACUUCGCCGACCGAACCCCCGGUCUGCCCCAGUACGCCAUCCGCAAGUUCGCCGAGGCCUUCGAGGUCGUCCCCCGCACACUCGCCGAGUCUGCCGGUCUCGAUGCCACCGAGGUUCUCUCGCGUCUGUACACUGCACACCACCGCACCACUGCUCCUGGUGAGUCAUCUUCCGAGGAGGAUGAGGAAGAAGGCAGCUCGUCUGAAGAGGAGGAACCAUACUGGACUACAGGUGUGGACCUUGAGAUUGGUGACUCCGACGGCACUCUGGACACUGUCGAGGAGGGUAUUCUGGAUCUUAUGGCUACAAAGAUGUCUGCGAUCCGUCUGGCCAGUGAAUCUGCCCGGACGGUGCUGAGUGUCGACCAGAUCAUUGUCUCCAGACAGGCAGGUGGCCCUAAGCCUCCGCAGGGUGGAGGUGAUUGGGACCAGGACUAA